Messenger RNA from Notolabrus celidotus (New Zealand spotty), 6732 nucleotides. RefSeq lists its product as uncharacterized. The record is from RefSeq and is a predicted model, not a curated record. NCBI's taxonomy places the organism in Eukaryota, Metazoa, Chordata, Actinopteri, Labriformes, Labridae. Bases 40 to 6204 code for a protein of 2054 amino acids. Gene Ontology annotation, biological process: protein monoubiquitination; protein polyubiquitination. Gene Ontology annotation, molecular function: ubiquitin protein ligase activity; metal ion binding. The transcript is spliced from 4 exons.
AGGGCAGUGGAGCUCGGCGGCCCGGGACCCUGACGGUUAAUGCCGCUCGCGCUGCGGAGCUCUGCCCGGAGGAGGAGAAAGAACCCGGAUGAGAAGAGAUCUGCUCAGGUGAUGGCUCCGACGCGGAUGAAGCUUCGUGUCCGUCGGCGUGAGAGUGCAGCUGAAGGCGCUGCAGGAGGAGGCGCAGCAGGAGGAGGCGCUGCAGGAGGAGGCGCAGCAGGAGGAGGCGCUGCAGGAGGAGGCGCUGCAGGAGCAGGCGCUGCAGGAGGAGGCGCUGCAGGAGGAGGCGCUCAGCAGGAGGAAGAGGUGGAGGAGGAGGAGAGGAGCAGAGAGAGCGGGGCUCGCAGCAACAGGAGGAAGAACAACAACAACAUUUCUACAGCUGCUGCUGCUGCUGCCACCUCUUCGUCUCUUCCCUCCUCCUCCGCCUCCGCCUCGGCUCGGGUCGUGAUGGCGGCGGAGGAGACAUCGCCUGACUCCAAGUGUCCGAUCUGUCUGGACCGCUUCAACAACCUGGCGUACCUGGACCGCUGCCUCCACCGCUUCUGCUUCCCCUGCAUCCAGGAGUGGUCCCACAACAAGGCGGAGUGUCCGCUCUGUAAGCAGCCCUUCGCCUCCAUCCUGCACUCCGUCCGCGCCGAGGACGACUUUAAGGAGUAUACGCUGCGACCCGCUCCCGCCAACAGCAGCGUCGCUGCCACUGUUGCCAUGGUAGCAGCCAUGGCUUCAGCGGCAAGGAGCGACCACCAGAUGAGGCUGAUGCUGAGGAGGCACAGAGAGGAGGAAGGGGGAGAGACGACCACAAGGAGGAGGAGGAGAGAGAGGGGAGGAAGAGGAGGGGCGGGCAGGAGGGCUCGGGUGUGGGAGUGGUACCUGGACUCUCCUCCUCUUCCUCCCCCUGCUGUCUCCUCAGUGGCUGCUGAGGACAGCGAGGAGGGGGAGGAGGAUCAGAGUAGGGGCGUGGCUGACCUGGCAGAGCGCGGGGUGAUAUUUGAGGGGUUGACGGGACUCGGGGGGGCGGUGCCACCGUUAGCGCCCACUGACCGGGCGUCGCGACGGCUCAUGACACGCUUGGCGGCAAGACAGAGGCUGCAGCGAGAGGGCGGGACUGUUCGCCGUCUGAGGGAGAGAGAGACUGUUGCUUUCCGCCGUGCCCUCUAUCGCUGUGGUGUACGGGUCCGCAGUGCUAGUGGAGUCGAUGGCAAUGGUAACCAAGGGCAACAGCAGCGUGACGUCACAGCUGAGAGCUUCCGUAGGAACCCGGUCCACCUGAACAGGCUCCGCCCCUGGCUGCGACGGGAGCUCACAGUGCUGUACGGAGCGCACGGCUCUCUGGUUGAUAUCGUCCAACGUAUCAUCAUGGCCCGACUUGCUCGCCAUGGCCUCGAGGACGCGCCCACCAUAGAAGAAGAGCUGCGGCCCUUUCUGUUGGCCCGCACGGAUCACUUCCUGCACGAACUGGUCUGCUUCGCCCGAUCGCCACUCAGCCUGGAAAACUACGACUUGCAGGCGGUGUACGAGCCGCCGGAUGCCACCCUUGAGCUCGACGGGACGAGUAGCUCCUCUGACAGCAGCUCGGUCAUCGCCAUCUCAGAGGGGGAGGAAGAGGAGGAGCGGGCGGGAGGAAGAACAGACCAGAUACUGCUGAGGAGAGAGGGGAGCGCUCAAGAUGAUGUCAUCCAAACAGGGAGCUGCCUCAGUCUGUCAGCGUGGGACGAUGAGACUCCUGGCCCCUCCUACUCCACAGCAGAACCUACCUGUUCACUCUCCUCGCUGUCCUUCAGCCCCGCCCCUCAGGAGGCAGCCAAUGAGGAGGGAGGAGAGAAGCGAGAGGAGGAUGAGGAAGUGGAGGAGUGUUUGAUCGUUGGAUACAAGAAGCCGAUAGCAGAGCGGACGCCAGAGCUGGUGCAGCUGUCCUCCGACACAGAGGAGGAGGAGGAGGAGGAGGAGGAGGAGGAGGAGGAGAAGAAGAAGAAGAAGAAGAAGGAGGAGAAGGAGAAGGAGGAGGAGGAGGUGAAAACAGUAGACCAGCUUCCUGCCCUCCACUCCUGUCCUCCCCCCGGCUCUCACUCUCCCACAAUCCCUCCCUCCACGUCGAGUGCCUGCAGAGAGGAGAAGGACCCACAGGAAGAGAAAGACCAGGAGGCGGGGAGGUGCCGCUCCUGGUCUGGCGGCUCGGGAAGGAGCAGUAACUCUGUGUGCACGCUCAGCCCUGAGACGCCAAGAGAGGACGUGAGGCGGCGGGAGAGAGACAGGAAACGUGGGGGCAGUGAGAUGGCGAGGGAGAAGACGAGGAGGAGGAAGAGGAGCCGGCGAGGGAGGGAGAGGAGUGGAGACCGGUCGAGGAAAAGUGGAACCCUCUGUAACCCGAACCACUCCAUUUAUCCCGCCAUGACGCGUCCGUGCUUACACUCUCCGUUACACUCCAGCGCUGACUCCGCCUCCCUGCUGUCGCCCAGCCCGCCUGACUCCACCCUGAGCCACCACUGCUCCCAGGGGCCCCCUCUCUCCUCCUCUGUCUCCUCGCCGUGCUCCUCUUCCCUCUCCUCCUCACCUCUCUUCUCCUCCCCACAGCUCUCCUCACAGACACCCCCGACCCCCUCGCUCUCCCCCAGUUACCGUAGCAACAGUCACCACAAAGAGAAACCGGGGGGGAAGAGGAAGUACAAGAGUCGACACCUGGACAGCGACGACAAGGACCCCACCUGGAGGCCGAGCAGCAGCCAGCGAGGGGAGAGGAGGAGGGAGCGACGAGAGAAGGAGAGGAGACGAAGGGGGAGAGAGGGAGGGAGGAGGAGAGAGAGGCAGAGGAGGGAGAGUAGAGGAGACAGAAGGUCCAGAGAAGACCGGAGUCCCAGCGUGGAGAUCAUCUACGAGGGUACCAUCACCUCCAACGCAAUGCAACCUUCCGCACGCAAACGCCACAGGAAACGACGCCGCAGGACUCAACCCAGCAGCUCCCCGGUCAUCAUCACCCUGGACAGCGACAGCAGCCACGACAACAACGACAACAACGACAACAACGAAAACAACGACAACAACGACAACAACGACAGCUGCAGCAGCAGCCCGCUGAGCAGCCAGCAGACCGUGGACUUCUGUGACCUUCCCCCGCUCCCUCUGAUCCCUUCUGCCAGGACAGGCGGAGUCAUGAACGCAGAAAUUGGUGAACUUCCCGUAGACAUCCUGGACCAAGGAUCUGACGGGUCGGAGUCGGAGCCAGCAGGACGGUCCGAGGCUGGGGGUACCAUCGCCAUCGACAAUAGCGACAAUAGCGACAACAGUGACGGUGAUGUGGAUGUGGAGAAUGUUGAAGAGAGCCGUUCGGUGCUCUGGUCGGAAGAAGACAAAGGACCAAAGAGGGAAAGAGAGUCGGGAACAAAUAAAACCAGAGGGACCAGGACUGCUGUAGACAACUCUACAUCCACGGGAGAAAACAGCCAAGCCCCCAAAACUACGGAUCAGGUUCUUAAGAGAGAAGACAUGCCAUUGGACAGCCGGCUGCUGGCAACCAUCCUCAAUGAUCUGAAGGGAAUUACUGCUUCCAGCUUGGAUUCCAGCAGCUCAGUAGAUAUGAGAAGAACACGCUCAUGUGAUCUAUCAAACAAGGAGGACCGGCUGGCUGAGAGGACACACACUGACACUGUUUUCUCUGAGGAACGACUGUCCAUCCAUAUCAGAGACCAAAAUCGGGGAUCCGACCCCUUUAGUUCCUCCUUAUCCUCGCUGCCUCUUAUGGAGCAGCAGAAGGAGGUCCAGGUCCGACACGAGGGCCGGGAUGUCCCCCCGCUUCUAAAGAAAGCUAGUCCCAUCCAGUCACAGAACAGAAAUACACCACCGCCUUUAAAACACAAAGAUGCUGGGAGUCCACACCUGUUACCCGUUCCUUCUGUUGACCCUGUUGGUGUUCCUAAAACCUGCUCAGGUGAGCUGCCUCGAGACAACCAGGCCAUCCCUCCCAUUUCUACGCUGAAGAGACAUUUCACCAGCACUGUGAGAGGACAUUUGGCCUCCACAAGCAACAGUUCAACCAUUGACAUGCAUUCCUUCUGUAAUCCAGCACCCACUGACUUCCGUUCAGUUGCUCCUUCAGAGUUAGGAGCAUUAGCCAUUAGCAUUCAUUCCAAGGGAGACAAACCAUGCAUUGAUUCUUCUUCUGGGUCUCAACACAGGGCCAAUGUUUCUCCCAGUUCAGACUUGAAUCCUUUCUAUCCUUCAAACUCCUGUCACUAUAGCAUAAGAGAAAAACCCAUGGGUCAUAGAGCUCCACCCAUUGACUUGCAUCCUCUGAUUGGAAAUGAACGGGAGGUACAGAAUGCAAAGGACAACUGGUCCAAAGGAGAGCCAGCUCACACUGCCUCUGCCUCCAGAGGCUGCAGGUAUAACACAGCAAGCCUAGAUUCCUGUCAGGUAGCACCCAUUAACCUCCAUCCUUCCAGCGGGGUUUCAGCAGAAGGAACACCGGCAGGAAGUGAUGUUUUCUCAGGAGCCAAAUGUAAUGAAACAUUACGUCCUGUUUGUGUUUCAACCACUGAUUCUAGGACUCAGAAUCCCUCAUCCCCCAUUGACUCCCUCUUUUUCUGUGAGAGAGAAAACUUGUCAGGAAGCUUUCCACCCUCUGGAGAUAGCUCAGUGCCAAUAGCACUGGCAAGUGGCAGGUCAACACCCAUUGACAUGCAUUCUCUCUCUCUCAGUGUAGCAUCAGAAGUACUGAUGGGAAGAUCACCUCAUUGUCAGCUGCCACCCAUUGACUCACAUUUUAAUACUCCUUUACAACCUGUUGAUAAACAUACUAAAAACAUCUUCAGCAAUUCAAAUGAUGAGCAUUUAAACUACACACCGUUAACUUCCACUACCUUCCAAACACAUCACAGAAAACACAGUUCUCUGUCCGAUCCCGUCAUCGAGUCCCGCUCAAAUCUUCACUACUCCGCCCACUCUGAUUCAAAACUUUUCAAACACACUGAUCAAACCUCCAGCCCUCAGGUAAGCAUCCACACCUGGUCUAAACAGAACCCCUGCAUUGACUCCCAUCCUGGCUCUCGGCCAACCAUUGGCUCCCAUCCUGGCUCUCGGCCAACCAUUGACUCCCAUCCUGGCUCUCGGCCAACCAUUGACUCCCAUCCUGGCUCUCGGCCAACCAUUGACUCCCAUCCUGGCUCUCAGCCAACCAUUGACUCCCAUCCUGGCUCUCUGCCAACCAUUGACUCCCAUCCUGGCUCUCAGCCAACCAUUGACUCCCAUCCUGACUCUCAGCCAACCAUUGACUCCCAUCCUGACUCUCAGCCAACCAUUGACUCCCAUCCUGGCUCUCAGCCAACCAUUGACUCCCAUCCUGGCUCUCAGCCAACCAUUGGCUCCCAUCAUGGCUCUCGGCCAACCAUUGACUCCCAUCCUGGCUCUCAGCCAACCAUUGACUCCCAUCCUGACUCUCAGCCAACCAUUGGCUCCCAUCCUGGCUCUCGGCCAACCAUUGACUCCCAUCCUGGCUCUCUGCCAACCAUUGACUCCCAUCCUGGCUCUCAGCCAACCAUUGACUCCCAUCCUGACUCUCAGCCAACCAUUGACUCCCAUCCUGGCUCUCUGCCAACCAUUGACUCCCAUCCUGGCUCUCAGCCAACCAUUGACUCCCAUCCUGACUCUCAGCCAACCAUUGACUCCCAUCCUGACUCUCAGCCAACCAUUGACUCCCAUCCUGGCUCUCAGCCAACCAUUGACUCCCAUCCUGGCUCUCAGCCAACCAUUGGCUCCCAUCAUGGCUCUCGGCCAACCAUUGACUCCCAUCCUGGCUCUCAGCCAACCAUUGACUCCCAUCCUGACUCUCAGCCAACCAUUGGCUCCCAUCCUGGCUCUCGGCCAACCAUUGACUCCCAUCCUGGCUCUCAGCCAACCAUUGGGUCCCAUCCUGACUCUCGGCCAACCAUUGGCUCCCAUCCUGACUCUCGGCCAACCAUUGGCUCCCAUCCUGGCUCUCGGCCAACCAUUGGCUCCCAUCCUGACUCUCGGCCAACCAUUGGCUCUCAGUCAAAGACUCUUCUGAGAGACGUUCGGCACCCUACAGACAAUGGCACGGCGUCGUCCCGUCAGUCCGUUGAGAACCACUGCAGCUCACACUUCUCCAUUGAUGCCCGUUCAGACUCUCAGUCGCCUGUUGACGAACACUCCGCUAGCAGCUUCUGGAAAACAGACACCCGCCUUAAAUAAAACAGACUCCAGUGUUUUGAGGAGUAAUUGAAGAAGAUGGCAGAAGAACUGCUGAUUUAUACCUCUGUUUUUUUUGUUCACAAUGAAUUGUGUUCAUUAAUUGUGUUUGCCUUUCAUUCCAGUGGAUGGUGAGUAACGCUGUAUGGGGCUGUGUGUGUGUGCAAGGGGCGCAGUUUAAAUAAUUAUUUUAGUACGUGAACGAUCUUUUAUCUAUUGAGCCUGGACAAUAAGAAAUUCUGACUUAUUUAUAACGAGUCACAAGCUCUGCUGUUAUUUUUAAUUUCUGAUAUUUGUACAUUUGCAAUGUCUCAUUAUGACCGAGGCAGUCAAGAACAGUGGAGCAAGUUGAAGUGUAUAAAUAAGGUCUUCAACUGCUACUCGACUGUUGUUCAUAAAGAACUGGGAUUUUUAUUUUGGAAAUAUCGAGGGUUAUUGAUAAACUGAUGAAGGUCUACGCUUUGUUGAUAGACAAGAGUCAAAUCACAGAAUCCAAAAGUCCAUAAAUAUUAAAAGAUUAUUCCAAAGUAA